This is a messenger RNA of Saccostrea cuccullata (small rock oyster), 1109 nucleotides long. RefSeq lists its product as uncharacterized. The record is from RefSeq and is a predicted model, not a curated record. The transcript has 2 exons. NCBI's taxonomy places the organism in Eukaryota, Metazoa, Mollusca, Bivalvia, Ostreida, Ostreidae. The coding region runs from base 7 to 711 and encodes 234 amino acids.
GUGUCCAUGAUGCAUGACUAUGGUAAUUUGCCACUUACAGAACAAAUGGUUGAUAAUGCUUUGAUGGUUGAUGAACGAAAAAUUCAGCAGAUAGAAGAAUCAACAAGAGGACAGAGCAAAAACACCAAAUGGUUUGAGGCGAGGGAGUGGAGACUGACUGCAUCACGAUUUGGAGAAGUCUGCAGAGCUACUUGUCGACGCAAUACGAGUAAAUUAUGUUGUUCUAUUUUAUGUUCAAAUAUCAAAACGAAAGCCAUUCUUCAUGGGAAAAAUUAUGAAAAAAAAGCGUUGAAAUUGUUUGAAAACAAGUUGGGUAUAAAAACUAGAGAAUGUGGGCUUUUUGUCUGUUUAGACUAUCCAUAUUUGGGAGCAUCCCCUGAUGCAGUUGUAGAUGAUUCUGCAAUUGUUGAGGUCAAAUGCUCCUACAGUGGUAAAAAUGAUAUGGUCAAACCAGGAGGUCACUUUAAGUAUCUUACGACUGAUGACAAUGGAAAUAUUGCACUGAAAAAGUCACAUAGUUAUUAUGAUCAAAUACAGGGUCAGCUGUACAUAAGCAAAAGAGAAGUUUGUUAUUUUGUUGUUUUUACUCUGAAGGAUCUUUUUGUACAGAAAAUUCAUCUAGACAAACAUUAUUGUGAAAAUUCUUUGCUGCCAAAGUUGAAAGUAUUUUUUGAGAAAUAUUACAGGCCAUUCAUAGCAUCAAAAUUAUGAGCAUACACCUGAGAUUUGUACUGCCCUAUUUGCAUAUCAAAUAUAUGAAAUGUAUUUACAUGUACAUGUAUUAUAUGAUAUGAUGAUGUCGAUUUGUCUCUGUCUUGUGGGCAAGAUACAAACAGAACUGAAGCUCCAAGAUUUUGAAGUUUGAUAUAUUUGAUCAUUUAUUAUAACCCUGUUGUAAUUUUUUUUCUAUGCCAUGCAGACCAUUAAGGGGUUAGUUUUUUUUUUCUGUUAAGAAACACAAGUGAAUUUGUUCAUAUGUUUUUAUGCUUGUGAAAUCUUUGUUCAGAAAAUUUUUAGACACACAUUUUUGUAGACAAAAACUGUUGUUGAAGUUAAAGAUUAAUGCAUUUUUUAAAGGAAUUUUUUUCUUAUGAUAUCAAUACAACUGA